GAGGAGGCGGAAGUGACGUCUUAAGCGGGCGCUGAAGUAGGGACCCUUCCUUAGCCCGCGAGUGUGUCGGGGGAGGAAGAAGAGGAUGAAUAGCCGGUUGCAAGAGAUCAGAGAGAGGCAGAAGUUGCGCCGGCAGCUCCUGGCUCAGCAGCUUGGGGCAGAAAGUGCGGAUAGCAUUGGUGCUGUAUUGAAUAGCAAGGAUGAGCAGAGGGAAAUUGCUCAAACAAGAGAAACAUGCAGGGCUGCUUAUGAUACAUCUGCACCAAAUGCAAAACGCAAAUGUGCAAACACAGACGAAGGGGAGGCUGAUGAAGAGGAUGUGGAAGAAUACAAAGAUGAAGUAGAGCUGCAACAAGAUGAGGAGAACCUGCCAUAUGAAGAAGAAAUUUACAAAGAUUCCAGUACUUUCCUUAAGGGGACCCAGAGCUUAAAUCCUCAUAAUGAUUACUGCCAGCACUUUGUGGAUACUGGACACAGACCUCAGAAUUUCAUCAGAGAUGUGGGCUUAGCAGACAGAUUUGAAGAAUAUCCAAAGCUCCGGGAGCUCAUCAGGCUGAAGGAUGAGCUAAUAUCUAAAUCUAACACUCCUCCUAUGUAUUUACAAGCUGACCUAGAGGCUUUUGAUCCCCGGGAACUCAAAUCCACGUUUGAUGUGAUUCUUUUGGAGCCACCACUAGAAGAGUACUACAGGGAGACAGGCAUUACAGCUAAUGAGAAAUGUUGGACUUGGGAUGAUAUUAUGAAGCUAGACAUUGAAGAAAUUGCUGACUUGCGAUCCUUUGUCUUUCUUUGGUGUGGUUCUGGGGAGGGUCUGGAUCUUGGCAGAGUGUGUUUGCGCAAAUGGGGUUUUAGAAGAUGUGAAGAUAUCUGUUGGAUUAAAACCAAUAAAAACAAUCCUGGAAAGACCAAGACUCUGGACCCUAAAGCUGUCUUUCAAAGAACAAAGGAACACUGUCUUAUGGGCAUUAAAGGAACAGUCCGCCGUAGUGUCGAUGGGGACUUUAUCCAUGCGAAUGUUGACAUUGACUUAAUUAUCACAGAAGAGCCAGAAAUUGGCAACAUUGAGAAGCCUGUAGAAAUCUUUCAUAUCAUUGAACAUUUUUGUCUUGGAAGACGACGACUUCAUCUUUUUGGACGGGACAGCACAAUCCGACCAGGCUGGCUGACUGUGGGACCCACACUUACAAACAGUAACUUCAAUGCAGAAACAUACACAUCUUACUUCACGGCUCCAAAUUCCCCUCUAACUGGUUGUACAGAAGAGAUUGAGAGACUUCGACCUAAAUCACCACCACCUAAAGAUCGAGGAGGUGGUGCACCCAGGGGUGGAGGAAGGGGUGGAACUUCAGCUGGCCGAGGGGAAAGGGGCGGCAGAGAGAGGAACCGAACUAAUUUCCGAGGAGAAAGGGGUGGAUUUCGGGGAGGACGCGGAGGCACCCACCGGGGAGGUUUUCCACCUCGCUGAACACUUCUCCAUUGCAUUUUUAGCCUGCCUUAAUGCUGUUAGUUUUCCAUUCUUUAAAAAAUAUAUUAGUUCCAGGUAUUUUUAAUGUGUUCCAAUUGAGACAGCUCAGAUAUGGUACCUCAUUUUACUUGACAAAUAAUUAUCCAUACACUGAGGAUAGAUACUAUUUACUGAGCUUGAAAUCAAAAGAGACUAAUCUCUUAAUCUGCUUUGCAUUUCCCUCUGCUUUUAACUUGGUAUUUAUCAUUAUAUAUGAACAUGGAAUAAAAAUAAACCACUUGCCCUCUCUAGAUUAGUCUUCUCAGUCUGGCAUCCUCUCAGUCAGCUUGAGAAUGAAGGUGAUGGAAGCGGUAAUCCAUGGCUGGACCUUGGGCCCCCAAACCAUUUUUGUGCCCCUGGACUUGCCGAAUAAUACUAAUAAUUUUGGAAGCCUUCAGAAUUGGUGGAAUGGCUUUUGAAGCACUUUCCAGGCUUAUGAUUGGAACAUGCUUAUGUUACAUUAGUUCCUAAGACAGGAUGCAUUGACUGAAAUCCUGUUGCAUAGUUACACACACGAUGUAACUUUUUGAAGGAAUUGCCAUAAGUUAUGAAAUUUUCAUAGACCUUUUUUUGUCGCAUGCCAGUAAUGCAACAUAUCAUGUCUGAGGAGAUAUUCUAAGUUGCAACAGUUUAUUUCCAAAAGUUACACCUUUUGUAUAACUGCAACAGGGUUUCAUUCAAUGUUUUGUGCUUUUUUCUUUAUCUCCCAAAGUUGCCUUAAUUGUUUUAAUUAGAUAAAGAAAUCUUCAAUUGGGAUAUUUUCUUCCUUUUAAAUUGGAUAUUUCUUGGCAUUUCCUAUUACUUAUUUUGAUGGGUAGGGACUGUUUAGGUAUCAGAAAAUCACAAAGCUAUGAUACUGAUCCCUAAAUAAUUCUAAUCAUAGAGACAUGUAAAAGGAAAUAACAGUCUCUAGUUAACAGCAAGUAAAUAUUCUGGUUGAAGACUUCAUCAUCUGUUUUAAACACUUAGGGCACAGAAAUGCAUUUUUGGAGGAAUGGAAAACCGCCAAACCAUAUAUUGUUUUCAUAUAGUAUAUAAUAAGCAUGCUUCACCCUCAGCAAACGCAGGAAGGAAUAUGGGAAGCCAGACCAUUAAUUUUGGCCACUUUUCUCAGGGGCAAACUUUAGUCCCCAGGCUUCCAGUUAGGUCUCUUGGCCUAACUGAGAUCACUGACCCCUCUUGUAGUCCAACACAUUAGGAAGAGUACCAGUUGAGGGAAGAUUACACUGGAUAAUCAGUUCUACUCAGGGAAAUGGCAUGUAGCCCUGGUUCCCAUUACAGUAGUAGAAGAUAGCUGUUCCUAAGAGCAACUUACUUCACACUGCAUUUUAAUUAACUUACAACUUCAAUUGAAUAUUAAUGAUUAUUUUAAAAGAUGACUAAUUUGGGGACUGUAAUGACUCAGAAAGCACACAGAAGCUAUUGUGAAAAUUUGUUUACAAAUCCUGUCUGCAUAACAAUGUAUAAUUUGCAUAACUACCUUUCAGUUGAUAUUCCAAAUAGUGUGUAGGGUGCUACAGCAGGGGGAGAUCAGUCCUUCAGUACUUGGAAAAUGUCUGUCAUGAUGUGCCACAUUCAGUUUUCCAUCUUGUAAAAUGUAGACUUUGACUUGAAAAAGGUUCAAAAUGUUAUAUGUGUGCAAGGAAAACACGGUUAAUUUGGGUGGAAGAAAUUUGGCAUGAUUUUCAUGGAAGCUGUUGGGACUUAAGUGGAAGGCUGGCAAUUCUUGCUGCCUUUGAGGAAGGCUCCAGCAUCAGAACCUUGGUCUCAAGUAUUGGUGAGCCAUCACUGCAGGCAUUUUCAGAAAACGUGGGAUGCAUCAGGCAAUCCAAGCUCAGAUCUGUCUCCAUCCUCAGAGCCAGUGAAUGCAUAGCCCCAAGGGUACGCUUUGAAAAACCACAGAAUUUCACUCUAGACUUUGACUAGAUUGUACUGUAAUUUGGAGAUAGGAAAACAGUAGGAGGAUAAUUCUAAAAUACUGCUCGUAAGGACAAACCUGUUCGCUGCUACCGUAGUGAAACUUUGUUUUCCAUGUAAAUAUUAGGAACAAUAGAGGCUUAUUUUUGCCUCAGCUAAUUUGACUUACGUAGGGCUUUUCUUUUAUUGAAAAGACAGUUAAAAUGGAUCUGUUUUAUUCAGUGGCAUCUGAUCAAAUUUUGGACAUGAUAGUCUCUGGAGCACUCAAGGCUGUUUUAAGAACUGAACAUAUCCAGCUCUUUUGUACUUUGGUUCCGGAAAACCAGCUUUUAAAUGGCAUUUUAAGUGAAAGUUAUGGAAUUUACUGUUUUUGACAAAUACAUUAUUUUUAUUGGAAGUUUGUCUUCAUUUUGAUUCAAAAUCAUUCCUUUAACCAAGUUUGUGCUUGUUGUUUUCUGCCUUCAGCUUUAGAUACUUAACGUUGCCAUUUUCCUGUAUGAAUUUCAUUACUGUUUAUACGUUAAAGGUAUUUUAGUUCUGUAUUGAUGACAAUAAUGGCAGUAAAUUAUAAUUGGUGAGAAGAAUUGUUAUCUUGUGACUAAAUGAUUUGAUGGUAUGUUAUUUGCGUACUAGAAAAAUGUAGAAAUUUUGUGGGUUUUAAAAAUUUUAUUUUGUUGGAACAAUUUGAACAUGCUAAGUGGUUUGGAAUAUAUAGCAGUCUGAGCUAUUUGUUUCAGAGGGAAAUGUCUACAGAAUAUCAUCAUGUAAAACUUUUAAAGUAAUUUUCAUGGAAGGAAUGAAGAGAAUGCAUAUCAUGAAAUAGCUAAUCUGUCUCUAAAAAUAAGUUAGUGUAGUCCAUAGAUGUUAUUCAGAGAACUUCUCAUCAAAUGGGUUUCCAAUUUCAUUUCAAAUUUCUCCCCUCGUUUUCCCUCCACACACUCCUAAUAUUCUAGGCCAUGUAUUAGAAGGAGGAAUAUUCAGCAUAUGACUUUACCUCUUUGCUGUUUUCAGUCUUCAGUACUUGUUCCUUCCGUAACAUACACUGAUGAUUAGAAAAUGUGGAGUAGCAACAGAACUCUGAUCAUUUUUGUGAGGCUAGGUAACUCAGCAUGUGAAAUGACAGUCCUCAUUCCUGCAGUGUUUUAUGAAUAUUUUCCAUGUUCUUUUGUUGCACUAAAACCACAAACCCAAACACUUUUAAAACUAAUACAUUUUAUUUGGCAGGUGGUUUUGUAGACGUAACCCUCCUGGAGGAAUGCAUGCCAAAUAAACUUGUUAGUCUUAAAGGUGCCACUAGACUCUUAUUUUAGGAGCAAUAACUUAAAAUGCUACACUGGGUGGAGACUGGACUUUAUUACCUGCCAGACAUGUUAGAAGUAUGGCAGCUUGCCAGUUUCAAUUGAAAAAUCUCUCAAAUGUCAUAUAAGCAAACUGCAGCCCAUGGAAUCAUGAAGUAUUUUGAAGUGAUCCUUGCUUUUAAACAAGUUGAUAUAUCUCAGGAUGUGUACCUUCUUGACAGAACAGCUUGAUAUUUCUUGCCAUGUAAGUCAUAGAGCUUGCAUCUGGUUCACCUAACAGCAGGCAAUCUUCCAUGCUUCCUGUGCUUUCCACGUGCAGUCUGCAUUUUUUUACAUCUUCAAAUUUUAAAUAUGUAUAUGAAGAAGAAAGAAUUCAUCACCUACAAAUACUAAAACCAAUAGUAAUCUCUAAACUCAAAGUAGAGAUCCUUGGCAUAUGUUUUGGAAGCUGCUCCCUCAAGUGGUGAAAAUCUUCUGCUUGUCACAGCAAAAUAAUUUCCUCUGUUUCCAUGUUCAGCAUUUGGCAUGCUUUAUUUUGAUAUUGGUCAUUAGAAAGUAAACAUGGGCUUGAUGUGCAUAUUUCACAAAAUCAUGUUUUGGAAGAACAAGAUAGUUACACAUUUCCUCCAUGACUAGUUUAAUUCUGUGUGUUCUCUUUUUCUUUUUCUUUUUCUUUUCUUUUUUUGGUAGAGUAUUGGCAGUUUGUGAGUGCCUUCUCUUUAGAUUUCUCAAUCCAGAGGAACAAAUGUCUAUAGUGGUUGUGUAGUUCUCUGUACAUUUCUGUAGGAUGAUAUAGCAUACAAUGUAAUAUACUUUACUGAAUAUAGUUUUGUACCAUUUCCAGCAGGAAAUUCCAGGCAGAUCCAUAAAAAGAUCCUGUUAUGCUUUAACUAGAUUUAUAUGAGAUGUAACUUUAUCUUCAUAGUCAUACCCUCUGCACCUGGACAACUGUAUGUAUGUCAGACUAUUUUGCCAAUAGGGUAGAUAAUGGAGUUUCUUUUAGGAGCAAUCUGCUUUAAACGGUUUCCACCAGUCUAACUGGUGUCAGAGCAAAGAGGGCUGCUUUUAGGUCCUCUUCUUUAUGUACUUUUUUUUUAAAAAGGAAGAGUGGAUGCAGCCAUGUUUUAUUUGUGAACAUAGCAGAUAUUGAGACAAAAUACACAUAUAACUGCACCAUGAAGUCUAGUUUAAUUAUUGGUCAUAAUUACCAUUAAGAGUGAUAUGGGGAAGAGGCACACAUUCUUAACAUUUUAAUUUAUCUGACAUGGAAGCGAUUUCUAAACUGGAUGACUUUGCACCCAUAGCUCUUGGCAGUAAUUUUGCCUUUUAUAGAAGGAGAUCUCUGUGGAUUAAUGUGUUUUACCUUAAUCUAGAGAUUUAUGGCCUAUCAUUACUGAGGUGAUAGGUCUUGUUACUAUAAUAAAAAAUAUAUGUUUCAGCUUAAGUGUUAGGCUAACUUAUGAAAAAUGUAGGUCUGUGUCUUCCAUCACUGUUAGACAUGCAAUGGAUUGUGGAAUGGCUGCUAAACUGCAGUAGACCUGAAAGAAAGCCCUGGUCUUUUCAUUCUUGCAGAGGAGUAAAAUCAUCAUCAUGGAGCAGUUUCUGUUUUUUUUUUCAAAGGGUGUCUCAGUGUGUUGGACACCUUUUUGCCAAUUGAAUAAAAUUGUGAGAAUUUGUUAUAGCCUUUAUAGAUAAAAAAGGAAAAUUAGAAGUCAUCAGAAAAGCAAAGGUGUCAAUUAACAUUCAGAAGAGCAUAUUCAAAUCCUACCCACCUUCAAUAGUGAAGGAGGGGAAAAAUAUUAAACCAGCACUCCCCCCCCCCUGGUUUUUUUCCAGGCUCGCUCUGGUGAACUUGGUCCUGGAUACAUGUGUUUGAAUGUUGAUUGGAGAAUCCUCCCUCCUCAAAUAGUUUAGUGUUGUUUAGUGUAAUAACUGUCUUGCAUAUGGCUGACUGAGAUUUCUUCUGAUUCCCUCCCCCAAAUCACCUUGUGAACAACACUACAUCCUUAGUGUGCCAAUGUUCCCAUGGGUGGGUGCCCUUAAAAUGGUCCAUAAGCUAGUGUAGCACAAUGUGUAUCGGGAGAAAGAAUCCUAACUUAGUCAGUGGUAGGAAUUUUGCUGGUAGUGAGAACUAAGAAACAGAUACUUACGGUUGUGGAGGAUAACAUGAUGAAGCUUAUCAACCCACCAUAUGGCUGGUGCAACACAAUAAUGUAAAGGCAAACUCCAUGUUUGGCAUAAUGAAAAAAGAAA
Pogona vitticeps (central bearded dragon) is the source of this 6972-nucleotide messenger RNA. It is a transcript of the gene METTL14, whose product is annotated as methyltransferase 14, N6-adenosine-methyltransferase non-catalytic subunit. Gene Ontology annotation, biological process: mRNA modification. The record is from RefSeq and is a predicted model, not a curated record. Gene Ontology annotation, molecular function: mRNA binding. Gene Ontology annotation, cellular component: RNA N6-methyladenosine methyltransferase complex; nucleus. Lineage: Eukaryota; Metazoa; Chordata; Lepidosauria; Squamata; Agamidae.